Paramuricea clavata is the source of this 660-nucleotide messenger RNA. Lineage: Eukaryota; Metazoa; Cnidaria; Anthozoa; Malacalcyonacea; Plexauridae. The record is from the annotation of a GenBank genome assembly.
AUGUCUACUAGCAGCAAUCAAGGACGAACCAAAACUGUGCAUUUUAUUCGUCAUGGUGAAUCUACUUGGAAUGUUUGCCGACGUCAACUUAAACUAAGUGAUUUACCGCAACAAGACCGACCUGUGCUUGUUGAUGCUCCACUUUCAUUUAAGGGAAUGCAACAAGCGAGCACGUUGAAAGAAACUAUUGUAAACCUCAAACCCGAAAUCGCUGUAACUUCUCCCUACACUAGGACGUUACAGACAUGUCUUACUUCGUAUGGUUCUGAGAACGUAAUUGUCACAGCACUUUGCCGCGAGUUUAUGGCAGCCACUUGUGACAACAUCGGGUUACCGGCAAGUUGCCUAAAAGUUAUUUAUCCUUGCUUUGAUUUCUCAUCUCUGGACGAGACAUGGUGGUAUAUUCAAGAUGAUAUCAAGUCGCAACCAAAAGCCGUGAAUCUGCUUACACAAGGUGAACUGGUAGUUGAAAAUCAAGAACAAUUUGCAGCAAGAGCGGAAGAAUUUCACAAAUUUCUCUGCGAACGACCGGAACGCAGUAUUGCAGUCUACUCGCAUAAUGAUUUCCUGAUGUUCUUCCUGUCGAAAUAUUUUGGUUUGACCACCGCGCAUAUAUCAAAUGGCGAGGUAUUUUCUCGGGAAAUGCCAUGCCAGGAUUGA